AUGGCUCUCAGAUCAGUUGCAUUGACUUCUUUUGUCUUCCUUCUCUCACUCAUCAGCUUUGCUUCAAUGGCCACAUCUGAGAAAUGCACGUACAUUGUGAGAGUUAAGACAGGAGAUCGCUUCAGUGCGGGAACGGACUCCACCAUCAGUCUCAAGUUAAAGUCCUAUUCCGGCGAAAGCUUCACCGUCAACAACCUCGAAGAGUGGGGCUUAAUGGGACCAGGUCACGAAUACUUCGAGCGGGGGAACAUCGACGUCUUCAGCGGCCGGAACGCUUGUCUCCGUGUUUGUGCCAUAACCGUCAGCUCCAACGGCGAAGGGUUCAAGCCAGGGUGGUAUUUGGAUUACGUGGAACUCACCAUAGUUGGGUCCGGCAAACCUGCCAAGAUAUCUUUCCCGACGAACCAGUGGCUGGCUCUAGACGAAUGGCCCAACCAUCUCUACGCUGACGUCGACUUAUGCUACCGCCGCAAGCCUUGA
Molecule: messenger RNA, 480 nt
Organism: Neltuma alba
Lineage: Eukaryota; Viridiplantae; Streptophyta; Magnoliopsida; Fabales; Fabaceae
Product: PLAT domain-containing protein 3-like
Exons: 2
Coding region: 1-480 (159 amino acids)
Molecular function (GO): protein binding
Source: RefSeq, a predicted model, not a curated record